Molecule: messenger RNA, 2817 nt
Organism: Acyrthosiphon pisum (pea aphid)
Lineage: Eukaryota; Metazoa; Arthropoda; Insecta; Hemiptera; Aphididae
Product: voltage-dependent L-type calcium channel subunit beta-1
Exons: 9
Coding region: 258-2135 (625 amino acids)
Biological process (GO): calcium ion transmembrane transport
Cellular component (GO): voltage-gated calcium channel complex
Molecular function (GO): protein binding; voltage-gated calcium channel activity
Source: RefSeq, a predicted model, not a curated record
UCAGUCUCGCGCAUUCGCUUUUCUUCGACUGUUACAACUGUACCGUACCGACGACACAACGGAGUGUGUUGGUACGGCGGUCAUCGUUGCCUAUUAGAAUUUAUUGUUGUUGUUUUUUUUUUUUUUUUCAUUUCCACCGAACUUUCGACAAUAUUAUUAUUAUAAUAUUGUCGCUUUCAACGCCGCGAAGAAAUUCUCGUUUUUCCCUCUGUCGGAUAGUAAAAUAUAAUAAUAUUAACCAUUUCUUUUAAGAGAAUAUGGCUCAUUUCCGAAAAACCAAAAAAGAUCACAACAAAGCGUUCGUCAUUUUAAGAAAGGGAUCUGAAGAUUCAGACGUUAUAACAAAUACAGCGGACCUGUCUCUGGGCAUUGAAAAAGAAGCGCUGCGGCGCGAAAAUGAGCACAGAGCUCGUUCACAACUACUUAACAGUCGUACAAAACCGGUGGCGUUUGCCGUUCGCACAAAUGUUGCAUUUGACGGUAAAAAGGACGAUGACUCACCAAUACAAGGCUGUGCGAUCACAUUUGAUGUUAAAGAUUUUUUGCAUAUCAAGGAGAAAUAUGACAAUAACUGGUGGAUAGGCCGACUGGUGAAAGAGGGUUCUGAUGUGGGUUUUAUACCAUCCCCCGCCAAACUCGAACUCCUGCGUCAGAUGAACCCAUCACGAAGCUCAAAAAAUCAUUCUUCCAAAAACUCGUCAUCGUCUAACUUAGCUGAAGAUGAUGAUCCUAUUGGAAGUGGUCGGAUGUCUGCCAGAACCACAUUAACUGCUCCCACAGCCAAAGACAAACGCAAAAUUUUCUUUAAAAAACAAGAGACCACACCCCCAUACGAUGUCGUACCAUCUAUGAGACCUGUUGUGCUUGUUGGUCCAUCUCUAAAAGGGUACGAGGUGACCGACAUGAUGCAAAAAGCUCUGUUCGACUUUUUGAAACAUCGUUUUGAAGGACGAAUAAUUAUUACACGUGUAAUGGCCGAUAUAUCCUUGGCCAAAAGAUCUCUUCUCAAUAACCCUUCAAAAAGAACAGUUAUCGAAAGUAAGCCUGGUUCAAACUCAAGAUCAAAUAUAAUGGCUGACGUACAACAGGAAAUAGAACGAAUUUUCGAACUCGCGAGAACACUACAGCUUGUCGUUUUAGAUUGUGAUACUAUCAAUCAUCCAUCCCAAUUAGCAAAAACUUCUUUGGCACCAACCAUAGUUUACUUAAAAGUUUCGUCACCUAAAGUACUCCAGCGGUUGAUCAAGUCCAGGGGAAAGUCGCAGACCCGACACCUGAACGUGCAGAUGGUGGCGUCCGAGAAGUUGGCCCAAUGUCCACCAGAGAUGUUCGACGUGAUACUGGACGAGAACCAGCUGGAGGAAGCGUGCGAACACAUAUCCGAGUACUUGGAGGCGUAUUGGCGUGCAACCCACCCGCCCGUCACGCCCGACCCCAACGAACAGCAGCUGUUGACGAGGCCGAUCAGAAGCUCGCCGAGCAUGGAUAUGCCCAUCAUGUCGUCGAUGAUGAACAACUAUCAGCCGUCAGAUUAUCAAUCGAUGGAUCGCAUGCCGCCGCGUCUCGAGCGCAUGCGCACCACCGAGUACGACGACUACGAACUCAGCGAUCACGACAGCAUGGUGUACGUGCCACCGGCCAUCGGGUACCAGUCGAAACAACCGCAGCAGCAACAGCAUCACAAGCAACAGCAUCAUCAUCAGCAGCAGCAACAGCAGCAGCAGCAGCAGCAUCACCAUCAGCAGCAACAACAUCACCAUCAGCAACAGCAGCAUCAUCAGCAGCAACAGCAGCACCAUCCGCAGCAGCACUAUCAGCAGCAGAAACAGCAACAGCAGCAUCCGCAGCACUAUCAGCAGCAACAGCAACAACAGCAACAACAGCAGCAGCAGCAGCAACAACAGCAACCGCCUAUGCGACGGCAGCACAGCGUGUCGUUCGAACGGGGCCAGUCGCAACGCGGACAGCCCCGUCCGGGCGGCAGCUCGCACAACGUGCACCACCAGCUGUCUUACCAGACAGAUAUGCUGACCCACAGCCCGCCUGAGAACUCGUCCGACCAUCUCAUGUCGUACAUGUCGCCCACGCUCAGGUCGUCGUCGUCCACGUGGCGUGGCAACAACGUAAACAUUUAGUACAAACAGACGGAAUUUUAAUAACAGCACGCGUGACGUUAGGGUGACAGAUAGCGUUCGUCAGGUGUAACGAUACAAUAACAACGAUAAUAUAGUUAAGGUGUGCAAUGACUUUGUCUUCUUGGUUGGUGUUUUGUGUUUAUAACGACGUCGUCUUCGUCAUUGUUGUUCUUAUUGUAUUGUUAUUAUCCAUUGCGAUCGUUAUUUGUAGUAACAGAGUCGUCGGCGUGAUUGUCAUUAAUAUUGCCGUAAUCAAAACAAAUGUCAUGUAAAAUCCCGUUAGGGUAUCAUUAAUAUAUUAUACAUACCUACUUUAGUAUUAGUCAACAUAUCUCGUAGAUGAUAAAGAAACUGAUAGGACCAUAGAUAUAAAAUAUAAUACAAUACAGUCGUGUGUCAAGGGGAAUAAAAAUAAAUUUGAGUUGUACGCUCAAGCACAACUUAAAAACACUACAAAAAAAUUCGAGUUUUCUUACAUACAAAGUGUAGCGAAGCAGCACAGAAUGAACGGGUCGGAAUCUCGUCUAUGAAUAACAUUUUUUCAAAAAUAAUCCAGAUUAACAGUGAUGCCAGAUAAUAGAUAAUAUAUCUUUUUUUUGUAAUUUUUUGUCGCGUAUUGCUACACAGCUCAUCGUUUCAAUUUAUGUAUAAAUUCAAAUACACAUUGUUACCUGAAUUUAUA